Molecule: messenger RNA, 2400 nt
Organism: Pseudophryne corroboree (corroboree frog)
Lineage: Eukaryota; Metazoa; Chordata; Amphibia; Anura; Myobatrachidae
Product: gastrula zinc finger protein XlCGF26.1-like
Exons: 3
Coding region: 125-2119 (664 amino acids)
Biological process (GO): regulation of DNA-templated transcription
Molecular function (GO): RNA polymerase II cis-regulatory region sequence-specific DNA binding; DNA-binding transcription factor activity, RNA polymerase II-specific
Source: RefSeq, a predicted model, not a curated record
GGUCCAACUGUCGGCCCAUGCGUUCCACACACAGGAAGUGAGUUUUUUCAGGUCCCUUAGGCCACUUGGUUCUUGCAUCUACCCUGCCAGUCUCCGUCAACAUCAGGGGGAACAGCUGACUGAUAUGAAAAUAAAUUAUAUAGACAGAGAAGAAGAAAUGUAUGUGACUGAUAAGAAGCCAGAAGAUAUAGAGGGAGAAGAAGAGACGCAUGUGACUGAUAUAAAGGCAGAAGAUACAGAGGGAGAAGAAGAGACGUAUGUGACUGAUAUAAAGGCAGAAGAUAUAGAGGGAGAAGAAGAGACGUAUGUGACUGAUAUGAAGGCAGAAGAUACAGAGGGAGAAGAAGAGACGUAUGUGACUGAUAUGAAGGCAGAAGAUAUAGAGGGAGAAGAAGAGACGUAUGUGACUGAUAUGAAGGCAGAAGAUAUAGAGGGAGAAGAAGAGACGUAUGUGACUGAUAUGAAGGCAGAAGAUAUAGAGGGAGAAGAAGAGACGUAUGUGACUGAUAUGAAGGCAGAAGAUAUAGAGGGAGAAGAAGUGACAUAUGUGACUGAUAUGAAGGCAGAAGAUACAGAGGGAGAAGAGACGUAUGUGACUGAUAUGAAGGCAGAAGAUAUAGAGGGAGAAGAAGUGACAUAUGUGACUGAUAUGAAGGCAGAAGAUACAGAGGGAGAAGAGACGUAUGUGACUGAUAUUAAGGCAGAAGAUACAGAGGGAGAAGAAGAGACGUAUGUGAGGGGUGAUCAGCAGUGUAAGGAGGAGGAAAUCCCUACAGAUAUCAGCACAGUAGAUGGAGGCACAAGCCGGAAUGCCUUGGAGGGAGAUCUCAUCUUGUCUGCAGAUACUAAAAUAGAAGAUAACAUCACACCAGAUUCUCCAGGAGACAGCGCUGUUAUGCUAAAUAUACAUCCAGUACCUCACAGCGCAGAUAUAUCAUCCAAUCCCUCUAAUCACGAGGACUAUUCUCCUGAUACUUCAGCUUUUGUAACACAUAGUGCAGCUCAUACACCUGAUAAUAUAUUCCCCUGUUCCGAGUGUGGGAAAUGUUUUACACUUAAAUCACAUCUUGUUACACAUCAGAGAAGUCACACAGGUGAGAAGCCAUUUCCAUGCUCUGAGUGUGGGAAAUGUUUUACACUUAAAUCAUAUCUUGUUACACAUCAGAGAAGUCACACAGGUGAGAAGCCAUUUCCAUGCUCUGACUGUGGGAAAUGUUUUACACUUAAAUCACAUCUUGUUAGCCAUCAGAGAAGUCACACAGGUGAGAAGCCAUUUACAUGCUCUGAGUGUUGGAAAUGUUUUACACAGAAAUUAAACCUGGUUAGCCAUCAGAGCAGUCACACAGGUGAGAAGCCAUUUCCAUGCUCUGAGUGUGGGAAAUGUUUUACACUUAAAUCAAAUCUUGUUAGCCAUCAGAGAAUUCACACAGGUGAGAAGCCAUUUCCAUGCUCUGACUGUGGGAAAUGUUUUAGAUGGAAAUCACAAAUUGUUACACAUCAGAGCAGUCACACAGGUGAGAAGCCAUUUCCAUGCUCUGAGUGUGGGAAAUGUUUUACACUUAAAUCAUAUCUUGUUAGACAUCAGAGAAGUCACACAGGUGAGAAGCCAUUUACAUGCUCUGAGUGUGGGAAAUGUUUUACACAGAAAUUAAACCUGGUUAGCCAUCAGAGCAGUCACACAGGUGAGAAGCCAUUUCCAUGCUCUGAGUGUGGGAAAUGUUUUACACUUAAAUCAAAUCUUGUUAGCCAUCAGAGAAGUCACACAGGUGAGAAGCCAUUUCCAUGCUCUGACUGUGGGAAAUGUUUUAGAUGGAAAUCACAAAUUGUUACACAUCAGAGCAGUCACACAGGUGAGAAGCCAUUUCCAUGCUCUGAGUGUGGGAAAUGUUUUACACUUAAAUCAUAUCUUGUUAGACAUCAGAGAAGUCACACAGGUGAGAAGCCAUUUCCAUGCUCUGACUGUGGGAAAUGUUUUACACAGAAAUCACAUCUUGUUACACAUCAGAGAAGUCACACAGGUGAAAAGCCAUUUCCAUGCUCUGAGUGUGGAAAAUGUUUUACACGUAAAUCACAUCUUGUUACGCAUCAGAUUUCACACAGAAGCAUUACUAUGAGUUGAUACAAAACAGGGUUGAAGCAACACUCCUGUCACACACUAUUUUAACACGUUAUGUUAUCCUUCCACAGAUAAUUGGAAUGUGUGUCAUUAAUAUAAGAUGACUAGAUCACUCCAGCAAAACUUUUAGUAAUUUCUCCUAUAUAUUUUUCUGUAUAAUAUUUCCUAUAUAUGUAAUUUAGUCUAGAUGUUGCCAGCACUCUCCACAGUAAUACCAGACCACAUAGCUGUUAUGUAUGGGUUACAUUGUAUGGAUUUCAGUCACAGAUAAACGAUAAAACACA